GGCAGUCGUGAGUCGGCCAUGGCUGGCCAGUAGCGUACGACGCUCCGCAUAGCGCGCUCUCAGUACUGAUACGCGGAAGAAAAGUUUUUUUUUUUUUAAUUUACCAGUGUGGUGUUAAGUGUUGUGUGUUUAUAUUAAACAGGCAUUGUCUCGCUGUGUUCACGUUGCUAGUUUCUGUUCACGGUGAAUGGAAAAAGGGAAAAAAUAAAGGAAAAGUGUGUAAAGCGACGCUUUUUCUUCUUGAAGUAAUAUAGUACUGCGACAGUGUAGUGGCGUACAAAAGAAACUUCGAACUUAAAGUUUUGAUGCGUAGGCAUGCGUCCUAAACCAAACAAAGAUGGCGGAUAGAACUGAGUGAUGUGCCCGCAAAGUGAUAAACCAUGGCUAUGCGAUAUGACGUCAGCAUGGAGCAUAACUUCCUCCCCGCCGACCCCCCACCCGCGUCCGACGCGGUGUACCAACCGAGGACAGACCUGGCGACAGAGUACUUCAACACGUUCAACCAAAUAUGCGAGAACUACAGGCCGGAAUCCGACGUGAACCUGCGACAGACGUCGGACUCGUUGCGACUGACGUCGGAAAUACUCGACGGCGGCAGAGAGGAGUUCAUCAGUACCGACUUUAUCGGCAAGUCGAAGGAUUACCACAAUGAUUAUCCGGAGAAGGUUUUCCUCAGUGCGAAAGAGGAGCAGAUAUUCCAGUUUGGACAGCCCGACGCGUCAGCUCUCCUGAGGCAUAGAGCCAGGAGAAGAUACAAUGAAGAGCAUGGUCUCCAACCUCCGCCCGCCACCAGCCAGGAGAGUGGGUAUGGCAGCGAUGAGUUCGGGCACGACUCGCCCAGCCGGUACGCGUCGCCGAAGGGCGCGGGCGGCGGCAGCUACCAGGAGCCGUACUACGGCGGCGAGUGGGCGGGCGGCUACUACCAGCCGCCGCCGCCGCCCUACCACCACGACGUGUACGCCACGUCUCCGGGCAUAGCGGGCGCGCCGGCGGCGGAGUCAGGCGCGGCGGGCGGCGCGGAGCUCCCGCUGCCGCCCAUGUCGUCGUUCCGUGCGGCGGCGCCCGUGCACUCGCCCAGCGACCCCAUGCUGCCCAAGCCGCCCAUGUACGCGGGCGCGGCCAGCACGCCGGGCGCGGGCGGUGAGGCGGGCAGCCUGUCGUCGUACGGCUCGUCGCCGUCCACGCCGGUGCACUCUCCCCCGCCGCUACAUGCGCGUCUCUAUCCGCCGCUCAAGCACUCGCCGCACCAUGCGCACCAUCAGCACCACAACGGACAGCAAGCGAACUGGGUGUCGACAGGGGUGUCGUCUCCCCCCACAGCGUCCACACCGCACGCGCCGCUACCCGGGCCCGUCAUACCCAACGGACACCAGCACGUCGUGUUCCCUCCUGUCAUGGGUGCGCCGGCGGAGCAGAGGCAACUCGACGAGGCCAUGGUCUUCCUGCGCGAGCACUCCGACGUUGGGGGUGCGCGGAUGGAGGAGCGGCUGGACGACGCCAUCAACGUGCUGCGCAACCACGCCGAAGCCCCGGAGCUGUACCCCCAGGACGUGCACCAUCCGCACCAGCCCCCGCCAGUGAGUCGGGUGGGCGUGCCGGGCGCGCUGCCGCACCUGCACUCGGAGCCGCCCGUCAAAAUGGAGCGACACUUGCUGCCCAACACCAAGAAACGCAAAGAGCCGCCGGAUUCGGGUCUGGAUUCGAAGCCGUCAUCGUCCGGCUCCGCGGACGCCAAGGGGCCGGGCUCCAAGCGCUCGCGACGGUAUGGGUACAGCUGCUCCUCCGCGGACGAGGACGCGGACCUCGACCCCGACGCCAAGGCGGCGCGUGAGAGAGAGCGCAGACAGGCCAACAACGUGCGAGAGAGUUGCUCGUCCGCCGACGAAGGUGACGAUGAGAUGGACCCCCAAGCCAAAGCACUGCGCGAGAAAGAGAGGCGGCAAGCCAACAAUGCUAGGGAAAGGAUACGGAUAAGGGACAUAAACGAAGCUCUCAAGGAGCUGGGCCGGAUGUGCAUGACCCACCUCAAGAGUGACAAGCCACAGACCAAGCUGGGCAUCCUCAACAUGGCCGUGGAGGUCAUCAUGACCUUAGAGCAACAAGUUAGAGAACGCAACCUGAACCCUAAGGCGGCGUGUUUAAAACGGCGCGAAGAGGAGAAGGCGGAGGACGCCCCCAAGUUGCUCGCCGCGCCCCUCCAUCACUACCAGCCCAUGCCUGGCAUGGGCCAGAUAUCAGGUCAACCCCCCUCAGGGCCGCCGCAGCAAUAGCGACGCCCCUCGCGCCUCUGCGCGCUGCCGUGAGCCCCAUGACCCCCCUCUAAAUACCCCUCUUAACCCCCCUUCAACCCUCGCCAACCCCUAGCCGGUACUAGGGUAUGUUUUGUGUUUUUGUACAGCGCUUGAUCUGAUUUGGAAGAAUAAAAAGAAAAGUAAUAACUGUACAAGUAAUUUAAUGUAUUUCAUUCUUUCACUUCAUUAUAUAGAAUGUGUUUUAAUGUUAUAUUUAAUAGCUAAGAGAAAUUUUAUGUUUUUCUGUGCUAAUUAUUAUUGUACUUAUUAUAUUUUCUAUCUGAAUUUUGUAAUUUCUAUGUUCCUUUUCUCGCUAUACAUUAAUGUUUACAAUUAAUAAUUUUUUUACUUUAAAAAUAUAUUAUUAUACAUUAAAUUUAUAAACUUUUUAAACUUAUUAAAUACAACAUAGAAACACAUUUUAAUCAAGCAAAGCAAAGCAAAGCAUUAAGAAUCAUUAUAAAAAGGCGUUAUUUUAAUUUUAAAAAUGUAUAGAUUACAUGAAAGGUGACCCAGUGAUUUUAUUUUAUAUACUUUGACGUCAUUGCCUACGUCUGUACACUAGUUCAAACUGUUACCCAGGUGCACUCGAGCGCGACUGUACACGCAGUGUUUCAGUUUUUCAAUCUGGUGAUUUAAAAAAAAAAUAGAAAACGUUUUUCCAAAGAGUGUUGAAAAGCAGUGCGUAGCGAAUACAUGGACUUAAAUAGUUAAGUGUGUAUAUUAUACCUACAACUAGAUUUAUUACGUAAACGGGUGACGUCAUAACGUGGAGUGACGUCACAGGGAAGCGGACGUCACCGACGACGAUGGCCCCAAAGACUUUGGGAUAUCCACAAUUGUAAAAUAGCCUAGAUUUAUGUAUAGGUACCUUUAGUAAUAAACAUAGUAUAUGGAAAAAAAGAUAUUUUUAAUUACCGAUUUUAAAUAUUAGUUCUUUUUUUCGCUGCCAUAAGCGUAGGCUAUAAGAUACCGGAGUCCAUUUUUUUUUUCUUUGUUAAACAAACAACAUGGCAACAUCGCUCGUCCUAUCGUUUUGGUCUAUUUUUAUUUUCACUUUGGAGUUUUAGUUUUAUCAAAACGUGCUCAGCCUCUGAAGUUUUAACGCUUGACAAUAAAAACUUGAAAGUGGACUUCGGAUAUAUCAAGUUACAUUUAGGUUUGAGCGAUCGAUUAAGGUUCGAGAGAUUUUCGCAUUGGUUCGUAUUCAAAAUCGAUUUUAUUUGAUUUAUAAUUGUAUUUCCGACAUUGAUUUUUUAAAUGAAAUCAAUUAUAAAUCGAAAGAAGCUUCGUUUUUGACAACGAAUACGAAAAUCACUCGAUGUGAAAAGAAUGUGCUAAUCGAUAUAUUGAUUUUUUUGUAAAUGUACAAUAAUAUAAUGAAAAAGUACUACUUACUACAUAUUUGCUGCGCAAAGCCAAAUAAGGUCUUAUUUUUCAGUUUAUAUGUAUUUGCGAAUAUUUAUUUAAAGUGAAACUCGAAAAAUAUAACUGAAAUUUCUUGUGGAACAUUUAUAAAGGGGGUGAAAUCCCCCUUCCGCAAGAAAUUUUUGUUAUAUUUUUUUAGAUGAAUUUUUCCAUGGAAGCCCUGUUAUUUAUUGAAAAAUGAAAAUAUUACUUAAAAUUUCUAUUUAGUACUUCUAAUUUAUUUAUUUAUAUACUGCAUCUCAAAUUUUGAUUUAAAAAAAAAAAUAAAAAUCAUGCUAACAUUUGUUUCACUUUGAGUAUAUAAUCUUACUUUUGUGUUAGUUCUUUUCUAUCGAAAUUUCAAAUUUCUUUACGAUUGAAUGGAAAUAAAAUUGAUUUUCUAAAAUUCCAUUACAUACAUUAAUUUCAAAUAUAUCAAGCUAAUAGAAAAGCUUGUUUAAAAUGUGAUUUGGCUUUGCGAGGCAAUAUAUUGUUAUUUGGCUGCUAACUUAUAUAUUACGUACUUAAGAAUAUUAUUUUAAUCUCCAAAACUCCAGUGAAAUUAUUUUCUUUUUUUUUUAAAACAGGUUAAUACGCUUUUGCGUAUUUUUAAUUUUUAAUUUUAUACACGUUUAUUUUUAUUUAAAUGUAGCUUUAUUGUUGUUUGAUUCUGUAUGAAUUUACCUACAAUCGAUUUUUUUAAAUACAAAGUUUACUAUAUGAAUAGUUUUUUUUUUUCAAAUUAAUUAUGAACUUGAAUAAAUUUGAUGAUUUUUUUUUAUUUAUCAAAAUAAACUGUAAAUAUCUGCCCAUUUUUGCAUGAUUUUUAAUUAGCUUUACACAUUUGAGUAAUGCGGAUAUAUAAACUUUUUAUAUAGUAAACUUUAUUUUACUAAAAGUUUCGACAUUUUUUUCAAUGUUUAGUUAAAUGAGUGAAAAGGGGGAAAUAUUUUUCGGCAUCUAAUAAAUAAUUGUAGCAUAAAUAUACAUACUAUUUAUGCGAUUACGUAAAUGCCAUAUUAUUUAAUAAUUAUUGUCUAAUUUAUAGUUUAAAUUCUGCAUAAUACCGAUUUGGAAACAUAAUAAAUUAACAAAAAAAAAUAUCAUGACGUAAUCACGUAAUUUGUAUAUAAAAAAAAAAUAUAUGAUAUUUAAUUUUGAAGCUCAAUAUUUCGAUGGUAUAAAAUUUUUAUGUAUUUUGUAGAUGCAUUUGGGAGAUUUUUUUUUUUAAUUAAAUAAACAAAUCGAUUUUGUAUGAUAAUCUUUUUUUUAUAUAUAAACGAUCGCUUUAAUACAUGACAGCGCUUUAGGAGGGUAGGACGAUGAUAAAUCUUUACAUUAUGAUUGGAGCAAUUGCUAAUUGUACUCAAAGUAGUCCAUGGAUUACGCAAAGUACAGUUUCUGCAGCUGUUUAAUGUAUAUUUUACGAACGAACUCCUUUUUAGGCAAAUUUGAUCGUUGGAGGUAAAAAGAAAUAUUCACUAUAAUACAUAUAUUAGUCCGUAACUGUCGAAUCUGCCCAAAAACGAUAUCGUUCGCAAAAAUACUGUAGUUCUAAACUCUGUAUUAUAUAGUUUUAAGGUUAAUUUUCAUUUGAUAGUUGAUUUUCCUUGACAAUAUGGUGGAUAUAAUGUCUCACAAGAUGGCCGACUAGUCUGGUACGGUUAGAAAAACAAAUCUGCCUUCAUACUAAAUUUUAUAUAUUUGGGACAGUAUAGAGAAAAAAUGCAAAUAUUUUUUUGGAAAGCAAGAACAUUUUUGUAAAGCAUAACUUUAGUUAAUUUAAACUAACAUCCAUAUUGGUACUAAUUAAUGAUUUAUUAUUUUAUUAGGCACACAAAUAUUAAAUUUAAUUUCAAAGGAACAUAUUUCAUAUUUACAAAAUUAGAUUUUCGAAUCUCAACUCACGAGUAUAUUAUUUUAAAUUGACUUACCUUUCUCUAUUGACCAUGUCUAUGUUCAAUGUAUAGAGUUAGAAAAAUAAACUACCUAAAUAUCUUAUGUCAGAUUUUUCAUGCAGCUGAAAAUUCAGAGCACUCUGUGGACACAAGAAUCCAUCCUGUUCCAAAUAAAUAAAAGAGCCCCUUGCACGAAAGAGAGUCGAAAGUUGAUUGACAAUUAUUAAAAGUUCAAAAUAUUUUUUUAGUAUUGUAUUUUUUGUAGUUUCUAAGUGAUCACUUAAUCAUUGCGACUUAGUUUUUAGUUGACUUUCUCUUCCAUUUAGCGUUAUUGUAUAAGUUCUUUUUUAUUUUAAUUAAUUAAUUAUUAUUAUUGUCUAAUAUUAUGAUUUUUUUUUUGUUGUCCGUACAUACAGUGUGUAUGUAAUAUGGCAGGUUUAUAAAGACACGAUCGAAAAUAAUGGUACAUAUGUAUUUUAUGGGACCUAAACCCACUUGUAUCGCCGGCUUUUUAUCGCUUUAUAUGGCCACCGGUUGUAUCAUUCGUAAGAGACAUAACCCGAGCCCUAAUCGUGAUUGACAUUGAAAGGGUACAUACUAGGGAAAUGCAUUAUGUGCAGUCAAAUUGGACACUAUAUAAUACAUUGCCAAAUUUGACAUCACAGAUUGCAAUUACAAUUUCAAUGUUAUAACGAAUGUAUGUACAUGUUAAAACGGUCAUACAAUUAAAGAAAGUACAUCUAAUAUUUGGAUGUACUCUGUGAACUAAAUAUGUACUAUAAUGUAUUAGGGUGUAACUUUUCGGGAAAUAUGUGGGUUAUUGGUCACAGCAUCUGCAAUCUUCGAUUCUCUAUACCUAUAAGACGUCAAAAUGUAUGUUACAAAUGACAGAUUAUAAUUAUAAUAUCUUUAUUUUUUCAGUUACAAAUGAGUUGGUUAUAAAAAUUAAUGAAAGUAUUCAGUUUUGUCCGCAUGCUUUGCCAUAAAAUACAUAUGUAUUUGUUUUUUUUUUUUGUAUUCGUGACUGUACCAUCAAUGAUAAUUUAUUUAAGGCACUGGAGGUAUUCUGUUCUGUUCCGUGAACAAUCCUGGAGAUUGUGUACCAAUGAGGCUUGUAUCUGCAACAUUUUGUUUAGACUGUCGCCCGUCGGUCGGCCGGGUCGCCUCCGUGCCGGUGACUGUCCGGUGUCGGUCCGGCCACGGGGCGUUUGUUCAGUUCAAAUGCAUAGUUUAAAAAUAUAAUUACAAGAAAGCUCUAAUUAUAAAAAUGAAUAAUAUUAAUUAAAUAUAAAUGUGCCAUUCAUUUUGCUA
Molecule: messenger RNA, 6907 nt
Organism: Bicyclus anynana (squinting bush brown)
Lineage: Eukaryota; Metazoa; Arthropoda; Insecta; Lepidoptera; Nymphalidae
Gene: da
Product: protein daughterless
Exons: 14
Coding region: 381-2270 (629 amino acids)
Biological process (GO): regulation of transcription by RNA polymerase II
Cellular component (GO): transcription regulator complex
Molecular function (GO): RNA polymerase II cis-regulatory region sequence-specific DNA binding; DNA-binding transcription factor activity, RNA polymerase II-specific; protein dimerization activity
Source: RefSeq, a predicted model, not a curated record